UGCGUCAAGUUUUUGGUAAAGCAAGAGUUCGACAUCGCGCAGGAGCUGAUAGACGGAACGAUUCACUGUAAGCCCGGAGCGGCAGAGAGCCUGCUGCGAGAGCUCUGCUCCGCGCUGACCAGCAGCCGAAUUGAAGGUCUUCAAGGCAGGCAGGUUGACUUUACAGACUGCUGUUAUCAGACACAGUUACCAGUGGCUGCCAGAGCAACAGCUUCCACAGCCAUCAAGAGUAACAUCAGGUUGACAGAAGUGCUGGUAGAACCCAGCAUCUGCAUCAAUAGACAGAAGGCCGUUGCCAUCAUUAACAUGCACAUGGGAAUGAGGAUGCAAGAGAGGGCAGAGAAUCCACGACGGUUUAACAUUAAACCAAGUUUUGGACAGCGUGUGGUUCACCAUUUGGAUUGCAUCACGCCCUCUAUGAAUACAGCUAGUAUCCCAAAGAAGCAUUUGUUACCUCAUAUUCAUCAGAAACCAGAGACAAAAUAUGUUCAUUCUAAAGAACUUCAGGGAAAACAGCUGACAACUACCACCUCAAGAUAGAUAUUUAGAACCAUCUGGAUACUGCUGAAAGGAUUAAGCAGAGAGAUAUGGAACUUUUAAAUACAAACACUCUCUCAAUCACAA
Molecule: messenger RNA, 624 nt
Organism: Meleagris gallopavo (turkey)
Lineage: Eukaryota; Metazoa; Chordata; Aves; Galliformes; Phasianidae
Source: RefSeq, a predicted model, not a curated record